Mytilinidion resinicola is the source of this 876-nucleotide messenger RNA. RefSeq names its product aldo-keto reductase-like protein. The coding region runs from base 1 to 876 and encodes 291 amino acids. Gene Ontology annotation, molecular function: aldose reductase (NADPH) activity. Gene Ontology annotation, cellular component: cytosol. NCBI's taxonomy places the organism in Eukaryota, Fungi, Ascomycota, Dothideomycetes, Mytilinidiales, Mytilinidiaceae. The record is from RefSeq and is a predicted model, not a curated record. The transcript is spliced from 2 exons.
AUGUCGUCUCUAUCUUCACUCUCGCCAGCUUUCAUCUACGGAACGGCUUGGAAGAAAGAUAACACGACGAAGCUGGUGAAAGAAGCCUUGAUUGCAGGAUUCCGAGCUGUAGACACCGCCGCACAGCCCCGGCAUUAUCGUGAAGAGCUCGUAGGACAAGCCCUGCGGGAAGCCUACAAAGAUGGCGUGGUUCGUCGGGAAGACAUCUAUCUUCAGACUAAAUACACAUCACUCGCUGGCCAAGACAGGAAUAACAUGCCCUACAACGCCGCAGAUUCUCUGCAAAAGCAGAUCGAAACGUCGGUAGCCUCAUCACUCAGGAAACUUCGCCCAUUGCAGGACUCCGAAGUUGGAUCUUAUAUCGACUGCGUGCUGAUGCAUUCCCCACUUCCAACACUAACGCAGACUUUGGAGGCUUGGCACGUCUUAGAGGCCUUCGUCCCUGAGAAGAUCCUCUCGCUCGGAAUCUCCAACGUGGACUUAGAGACUCUCGAACAGAUACACAAGACCUCAAAGGUCAAGCCUUCGGUCGUUCAGAAUCGGUUCUACCCCGCCACCGGGCAUGAUGUCGAAUUGCGAGCGUUCUGUGCAGAGAACGACAUCAUCUACGAAUCAUUUUGGACUUUGACGGGUAAUCUAAAGCUGCUGGGAUGCAACGAGAUUGCCACGAUUGCCGAAUCUACCGGUGUUCCCGCUCCGAUUGCGCUGUAUAGCUUAGUCAUGAAUCUAGGCAUCGUCGUGCUGAACGGAACGUCCUCCUUGCACCACAUGCGGGAAGAUCGAGAAGGCGUCGAGGUCGUGAAGGCAUGGGCGAGAUCGAAUCCGAGUGAAUGGGAAGCUGUCUUCAAAAGCUUCAAGGGGCGCAUUGAGUCAUAA